ACACGGGCGUCACAGGGAACCCCCAUCCUGCAGCCCCACCGUGGGACUAGUGCGGCUCCCCUCCCCCAAAUGGAGCCCAGUCCAGCCUGGGGCAGGAAAGCAGAGCCCCGAGCACGUGGCUCCCACCCCACACCCGGCGCCAUGGGACAGCGAGGGAGAGAAUGGCGGGGCUGGGCCCCCCAAGGGCAGCAGCACCCAGUCUGCACGGGGCCAGCACGGCUUGGGGGGUGGGGUGUAUGGGUGGGAGGAUGCGACACUGGAUGGAACGGGGGUGACCAUUUAGAACGGUAUCCAUACCGAUAUUACCACACUGCAGUGAAUCCUAGACCAGAUCUGCCACGGAAGGUAUCAGUGAGAAAGGCUUGGGAGCAGGGGAGCGCAAACAGAAGUUUGUGGGAGGGCGACGUAACAGUGUCGCUACGGUUAGGAAGGGCCACAUGGCCAGUGCCCACGCUGCUCCUGUCUCCUCCACCUGCACCUGUACCCAGACAGCGAACUGAACCAUGGAGGCCUCCCCCCAGAUCCUGGCGUGGACUUGCAGAGACCGUGGCGGGCGUUUCCCACUCUCAGAAAGCCAGGCUGGGGGGAGCGUCCAGUGCGAAAGGGGCCUGCUGGUGGAAUCUCUCAGGAAGCAGGGGGGAGAGCUACAGGAGGAGAUGGCUAGGCCGAUGCGCAUCCGUGCCCACAAGGAAUUCACUGACAGUUUUCAUAUGGAGGCUUCCAUGGCUGAGGACGCUAUCCAGCUAGAGAGGACUGUGCACGCCGCCAGGGGAGGAGGAUAUGGCUCUGUCACAGGGAGGACACUGGCUGCUGGUGACUUCCUGCAGCAGGCUGUGCCCCGUCCCUACUCCCAACCCACCCACCAUGGUGAUGGAAAACCGAUAUGCUGCCCUGGCAACGAGUGGUGAGGAAUCGCCCCCAAAGGUGGAGAAGGAGAAGCCAUGUACCCCCAAGGCUGGGAGGAUCACAGCCGCCACUCCCAGGAGGAAACGAAGGGUAGUGGUGGUUGGAGACUCUCUUCUGAGGGGGACGGAGGCACCUGUCUGUCGCCCUGGCAUGGCAUCCUGGGAAGUAUGCUGCCUGCCAGGGGCCCGUAUCUGAGACGUUACGGAGGGAUUGUCGAGGAUCAUCCGUCCCUCUGACUACUACCCCAUGCUACUCAUCCAUGUGGGCACAAAUGAUACUAUGAGGUUUAACCCUCAGCAGAUCCGAAGUGACUACAGGGCUCUGGGAGUAAGGGUGAGGGAGUUGGGAGCGCAGGUGCUGUUCUCUUCAGUCAAGGGUAGGGGCCCAGGCAAAGACGGAUGCAUCCUGGAGGUGAAUGCCUGGCUGCGAGGAUGGUGUCGCCAAGAAGGGUUUGGCUUCCUUGACCACGGGUUGCUGUUUCAGGAAGAAGGAUGCUAAUCAGAGAUAGGCAGACCCCAUCGAGGAAGGGGAAGAGCAUUUUUGGCUACAGACUGGCUAACCUAGUGAGGAGGGCUUUAAAUUAAGUUUGAAAGGGGCAGGUGACCAAAGCCCACAGGUACAUGAAGAACAUAGAGACCUGGGAGAAGGUUCUCAAUUUGGGGGGAGCAUGGGCUGUUAUAGCAGGGAUAAAGGAGAGACAAGACAGAACUUGGGGGCGGAAAUCAAAUCAGUAUCUGAGAUGUCUGUAUACUGAUGCAAGAAGUAUGGGAAAUAAGCAGGAAGAAUUCGAAAUGCUAGUAAAUAAACACAACUAUGACCUAGUUGGCAUCACGGAGACUUGGUGGGAUAAUACACAUGAAUGAAAUAUUGGUAUAGAAGGGUACAGCUUGCUGAGGAAGGACAGGCAGGGAAAAGGGAGGAGACGUUGCCACAGAUAUUAGAAACCUACACACUUGGACUGAGGUUGAGAUGGGAAUAGGAGACAGACUUGCUGAGAGGCUCUGGGUAAGGACAUAAGGGGUACAAACCAAGGGUGAUGUCAUGGUCGGGGUCUACUACAGACCCGCUAGCCAGGAAGAAGAGGUGGGUGAGGCUUUUUUUAAACAACUAACAAAAUCCUCCAAAGCCCGGGACUUGGUGGUGAUGGGGGACUUGAACACCCAGACAUCUGCUGGGAAAAACAACACAGCAGGGCACAGAAUCUCCAACAAGUUCUUGGAAUAUGUUGGAGACAAUUUUUUAUUUCAGAAGACAGAGAAAGCUACUAGGGGAGAGGCUGUUCUAGAUUUGAUUUUGACAAAUAGGGAGGAACUUGUGGAGAAUUUGAAAGUGGAAGGCAGCUUAGCUGAAAGUGAUCAUGAAAUGAUGAGUUCAUGAUUCUAAGGAAUGGUAAGAGGGAGAACAGCACAAUAAAGACAAUGGAUUUCAAGAAGGCAGACUUAGCAAACUCAGGGAGUUGUAGGUCAGAUCCCAGGGGAAGCAAGUCUAAGGGGAAAAACAAUAGAAGACAGUUGGCAGUUUUUCAAAGCGACAUUAUUAAGGGCACAAGAGCAAACUAUCCCACUGCGUAGGAAAGACAGGAAGUCUGGCCAGAGACCACCCUGGCUUAACCAGGAGAUCUUCAUGAUCUAAAACUCAGAAAUAAGAGUCCUACAAAAAGUGGAAACUAGGUCUGUCAUAAAUAUAAAGGGAAGGAAACCACCUUUCUGUACACAGGGCUAUAAAAUCCCUCCGGGCCAGAGGCAAAACCCUUUCACCUGUAAAGGGUUAAGAAGCUAGGAGAACCUCGCUGGCACUUGACCAAAAUGACCAAUGAGGAGACAAGAUACUUUCCAAGCUGGAGGGGGGGGGGGAACAAAGGUCCUCUCUGUCUGUGUGAUGCUUUUGCCGGGACCAGAGCAGGAAUGCAGGUCAGAACUCCUGUAAAGGGUUAGUAAGCAAUCUAGUUAGAUAUGCGUUAGAGUCUGUUUUGUUUAAAUGGCUGAUAAAAUAAGUUGUGCUGAAUGGAAUAUAUAUUCCUGCUUUUGUGUCUUUUUGUAACUGAAGGUUUAGCCUAGAGGGAUCCUCUGUGUUUUGAAUCUGAUUACCCUGUAAGAUAUUUACCAUCCUGAUUUUACAGAGGUGAUUCUUUUACUUUUUCUUUAAUUAAAAUUCUUCUUUUAAGAACCUGAUUGCUUUUUCAUUGUUCUUAAGAUCCAAGGGUUUGGGUCUGUGUUCACCUAUGCAAAUUGGUGAGGAUUUUUACCAAGCCUUCCCCAGGAAAGGGGGUGUAGGGCUUGGGGGGAUAUUUUUGGGGGAAGACGUCUCCAAAUGGACUCUUUCCCUGUUCUUUGUGUAACACUUUGGUGGUGACAGCAUUUAACCUAAGCUGGUAAGAAUAAGCUUAGGGGGUCUCUCAUGCAGGCCCCCACAUCUGUACCCUAGAGUUCAGAGUGGGGAAGGAACCUUGACAGAGCUACUAUAAGGUGGGUGCAUAACUGGUUGGAAAACCGUUCCCAGAGAGUAGUUAUCCAUGGUUCACAUUCAUGCUGGAAGGACAUAAUGAGUGGGGUCCCACAGGGAUCGGUUCUGGGUCCAGUUCUGUUCAAUAUCUUCAUCAAUAUAGAGUACACUUAUAAAGUUUGCGGAUGAUACUAAGCUGGGAGGGGUUGCAAGUGCUUUAAAGGAUAGGAUUAAAAUUGAAAAUGAUCUGGACAAACUGGAGGAAUGGUCUGAAGUAAAUAGGAUGAAAUUCAAUAAGGACAAAUGCAAAGUACUCCACGUAGGAAGGAACAAUCAGUUGCACACAUACCAAAUGGGAAAUGACUGCCUAGGAAGGAGUACUGCGGAAAGGGAUCUGAGGUUCAUAGUGGACCACAAGCUAAAUAUGAGUCAACAGUGUAACGCUGUUGCAAAAAAAGUGAAGAUCGUUCUGGGAUUUUUUAGCAGGAGUGUUGUACGCAAGUCACGAGAAGUAAUUCUUCCGCUCUACUCCGCGCUGAUUAGGCCUCAACUGGAGCAUUGUGUGCAGUUCUGGGCACCACAUUUCAGGAAAGAUGUGGACAAACUGGAGAGGGUCCAGAGAAGAGUAACAAAAAUGAUUAAAGGUCUAGAAAACAUGAGCUCUGAGGGAAGAUGGAAAAAAUUGGGUUUGUUUAGUCUGGUGAAGAGAAGACUGAGAGGGGACAUGAGAACAGUUUUCAAGUAUGUAAAAGGUUGUUACAAGGAGGAGGGAGAAGAAUUGUUCUCCUUAACCUCUGAGGCUAGGACGAGAAGCAAUGGGCUUAAAUUGCAGCAAGGGAGGUUUAGGUUGGACAUUAGGAAAAACUUCCUAACUAUCAGCGCGGUUAAGCCCUGGGAUAAAUUGCCUGGGGAGGUCGUGGUGUCUCGGAGUCCCCGGGCGAUGCUCUGGAGCUGCUCCCUACGAAGCCAGGCAGGACUCUGGGGAAGUCUCCUUUCCGUGAGCAGCCUGUCUGCAGGACACACAGCUCACACAGCUUCCACCUUCCUGGGUCUGACCUCGGAGCAUUCAGCCUCCUCUGCCCCUCCGUGCGCUUCCCACAGCGAGUCCGCUCAGGCGGGGUCCUGGGGAAGCCAGAGGGUCCUGCCCCCCAACUUCGCAGUCAGACGUGACUCUCAGCCAGCCAGUAAAACAGAAGGUUUAUUAGACGACAGGAACAUGGUCUAACACAGAACUUGUAGGUGCAGAGAACCGGACCCCUCAGCUGGGUCCAUUUUGGGGGGCCGUGAGCCAGACAACCCCGUCUGCCCUUCACUCCAUGUCCCCAGCCAGCCCCAAACUGACUCCCCCUCCAGCCCCUCCUCCUCUGGGCUUUGUCCCUUUCCCGGGCCAGGAGGUCACCUGAUUCCUUUGCUCUCCAACCCUUUAGCUCUCACCUCGCAGGGGGGAAGGGCCCAGGCCAUCAGUUGCCAGGAAACAGGGUGUCGGCCAUUCUCUGUGUCCAGACCCCUGCACACACCUGCCCUCUAGGGCUCUGCAAUGAUCACACACCCUUAUCCCUCCACCGAGAUACUUAAGAACUGCCAUGGGGAAACUGAGGCACCCCACAACAUUCAGAGGAAACAUUAAGAACAGUCCCGCUUCGUCACAUGUGGAAUCUCCAUCAGUUGAGAUUUUUAAGAGCAGGCUGGACAAACACCUGUCAGAAAUGGUCUGGAUAAUACUUAGUCCUGCCACGAGUGCAGGGGACUGGACCAGACGACCUCUCGAGGUCCCUUCCAGUCCUAUGAUUUGCUAAGCAUGAUAAACUUGUUUAUAUGUUGGUAUCACCUUUGUACCGUGAGUUAAAGUGUGUGCUAUAUCUAUAUGUCCAACCUGUGCUGGGCCUGGCUGACACCCCCAGACAGACUGGCAUCAGCACUAUCCAGCCUGCUGGAUGGCCCUUCAAGAGCAAUCAGCUGAACAAUGAGCCCACUGAGAGAAGCCAGGGUCUACACGUAUGAGCCAGCAGGACAGGUAGGGACAUGCCUGUGCACAGGGGACUCCAAGAGCUUUUCCAUGCCCAUGUGCUCCGACCUUGUGUCUGGGACAAAGGAUGUACAAGCCACGUGGCAAAGGACAUAAAAGGCGGCUGCAUCUUCUCCAUUUUGUCUUCAAUCCUGCUUCCCAUCUCUGGAGCAACUUCUCUACAAACUGAGGCUCUGAACAAAGGACUGACUGAGCCAUCCAAACUCUGGGUGUGUUCCAGAGGGACAAGCCAGCAAACUCACCAAGGCUGCUAAGAACCCGAUCUAUGGACUCUGAAGUCGUACGUAUGGAUCUGACUGCUUUGAUCGUUGAACAACUCUUUUCCCGUUCUUUUCGUUUGUAAUAAACCUUUAGUUUUAGGUUUAAAGGCUUGGCUGGCAGCUUGGGAUUGUGGGUCAGAUCCAAACCAGCGUUGCUCUGGGAACGUGGUGGCUGGCCCUUCUGGGUUCAGAAGGACAUUUUGUGUAAGUAAGCAGAGUUUCUAAGGUUUCAGAGUAGCAGCCAUGUUAGUCUGUAUGCGCAAAAAGAAAAGGAUGACUUGUGGCACCUGUGACGAAGUGGGACUGUUCUUAAUGUUUCCUCUGAAUAGUGUGGGGGUGCCUCAGUUUCCCCUAGGCAGUUCUUAAGUAUCUAGGGGGUGGAGUAAGGGUGUAUGAUCAUUGCAGAGCCCCAGAGGGCAGGUGUGUGCAGGAGUCUGGACACAGAGAAUGGCCAACACCCUGUUUCCUGGCCACUGAUGGCCUGGGCCCUUCCCCCCCCUGCAAGGUGAGAGCUAAAGGGUUGGAGAACAAAGGAAUCCGGUGACCUCCUGGCCCGGGAAAGGGACAAAGCCCAGAGGAGGAGGGGCUGGAGGGAGUUUCAGUUUGGGGCUGGCUGGGGAUGAGGAGUGAAGGGCAGACAUGGUUAUCUGGCUCACUGCCCCCCAAAAUGGACCCAGCUGAGAGUAGGUGUUCUCUGCACCUACAAGCUCUGUUUUAGACCAUGUGCCUGUCGUCUAAUAAACCUUCUGUUUUACUGGCUGGCUGAGAGUCCCGUCUGACUGCGGAGUUGGGGGGCAGGACCCUCUGGCUUCCCCAGGACCCCGCCUGAGCGGACUCGCUGGGGGAAGUGCACGGAGGGGCAGAGGAGGCUGAAUGCUCCGAGGUCAGACCUAGGAAGGGGGAAGCCGUGUGAGCUGUGUGUCCUGCAGACAGGCUGCUCCCAGAAAGGAGACUUCCCCAGAGUCCUGACUGACGUCAUGGGGAGCAGUUCCAGAGCAUCGCCCGGGGAUUCCAUGACACCCCCUGCCCCCAAAAUAGCUCUGACGGUGCUCCUCAAUCCCAACCUGCAGCCCGAAGGUAUUCCAGCCCAGAACACCCAAAAUCCACCUCCUGAAGCUCUUCCCCCGCCCCCGCACCCUUUCCCUGCCCCUACAGACCUCCCAGCCCCAGGAGGAGUGUGGCCUUUCAGGCACCAUGGCUCAGUGCCAGCGGUCAGAUAGAUUCUCCUUUUGGGAUCUGAGAGCUGGCUGGGGGAGCUGGGGCUCCGGGACUAGACACAGCCAGGACCCCCCGAGCCGCACAGCUCUGGGGCUCUUCAUUUCAGUCUGGGAGAAGCCACCGGCCCGAGCCACAUGAGCUGCCCACGUGCCUGGAGCUGAGCCGAGGGAGACCCCAAUCCCAGGUGGGGUGAGUGGGUUCCGGGAGCCUCUCCCCCCAGCACCCCCACAGCAGGGCUGGGGCACAGGGAGCCCCUGCAGGCAGAUGGUCUGUGUCCAGUGUGACACUGCCCCAUAUUCAUCUAUCAAUGGAAAAGUUACAAUUUGCUGAAUAUGAUUAUCCUAUUUGUAGGCAUGUAUCAUUUGUGUGUCUGGAGUUAUGACUAUUGAC
This is a messenger RNA of Caretta caretta (loggerhead turtle), 7242 nucleotides long. The record is from RefSeq and is a predicted model, not a curated record. Lineage: Eukaryota; Metazoa; Chordata; Testudines; Cheloniidae.